AUGCACCCUUCCAAGGCACCUGGUCUAGAUGGGAUGUCCCCUAUUUCUUUCCAGAAAUAUUGGAGAAUUAUAGGGAGUUCAGUUACAAAGUCAGUGUUGCUUGCUUUAAAUUCUGGUGAGUUUCCUAAGGAUUUAAAUUGUACUUUUAUUACAUUGACUCCUAUGAAACAAUCUCCUUUAAAAGUUGCUGAUUUUCGACCUAUUUGUUUUUGCAUUGUUCUUUAUAAGAUCAUAUCCAAAGUUUUUGCAAAUGGACUUAAGAAGGUUCUGCCUGUGGUUAUUUACGAGUCCCAAAGUGCUUUUGUCCUUGGAAGACAAAUCACUGACAAUGUUCUUAUUGCUUAUGUGCUCAUACACUUUCUUAGAAAUAAGAGAAGGGUUAAAAAAGGUUUUAUGUCUCUUAAACUAGAUAUGAGCAAGGCGUAUGAUAGAGUAGAGUGGGAUUGUUUGGAGAAGAUUAUGCAUGCCCUUGGUUUUGCUCCUAAUCUGAUUAGCAUCAUAAUGAAGUGA
This is a messenger RNA of Juglans microcarpa x Juglans regia, 510 nucleotides long. RefSeq lists its product as uncharacterized. NCBI's taxonomy places the organism in Eukaryota, Viridiplantae, Streptophyta, Magnoliopsida, Fagales, Juglandaceae. The transcript has a single exon. Bases 1 to 510 code for a protein of 169 amino acids. The record is from RefSeq and is a predicted model, not a curated record.